AUGUCCGGUAGAGGAGUAACCAUAGAUCUAUCAAAAAACAAAAAGGAAAAUUGUGGAGAAACUACUACAUAUCAAGCAAGUACUUCUGCCGGAGGUAAGACUGUUAAAAUUACAGUCAAAAGAACUAUUGAACCUAAAGGAUCACACUUUUACAGGUAUACUCAUUCUCCGCACGGAGGGAGAGCAUUCACACUAAAGGAAAUCCAAGAUAAUAACAAGAGAAUAGAGGGAAUUCAGGAAUCUAAAGAUGGUAAAGAUGUGUAUUCGGUUUCUGCUUAUUACUGGAAACAUGAUAAUACUGGUGGUGGUCAGACGCCUGGUAAGGUUCUCUUGAUAGGGGUUAGUACUAGCGCUAGAACUACCUAUUAUGUCAGGAGUAGUGGUAAUAGGUGGACUGAAUAUAAACUAGAUGAAGAAGACCUCGAGCAUGAACUAGAUGAAUUCGUUUGUAAAUACCACAACGGAGUUACCAUUGACCUAACUCGUGAUAAACAUAGGCCUGGAGAAAGUUAUUGCUGUGACAAGCAUGCAGACAAGGAAGGUAAGGAUGGUGAGGCUAAGGUCUCCGUUACUUCUGUACCAGUUUCUUGCAAAACACAUUCUGGUUCAAGUCACCUUACAGUCAAAAAACACACCAUUACCAGUCCUAACUUGAGGCUUGCAGGCAUUAAGUAUAAUGAGAAUAGUGAUCUUGCUCCAAAGAAUAGAAGACGUAUAAAACUUACUAAACAAUCAUUUCCUAUCACUGAUGUGGAUUCAGUCCACGUUUUCUACUGUCAAGAACAGAACCCAUUAUUGAUAUAUAUACAUCCUACCACAGGGUCUUCAGCUAAAGGAUGGUAUAAGAAGAAAGAAGGUAGUAAUGAUAGUGGCAAUGAAGAGUGGGAAGAAACCUUGGCAGGACUCCGAAAUACAGCACCGGAGAAAAUUACUGAUUGUACCAGCUGGAAUGCACUUGUGACGGAACUAAAGAAGGCAGGUGGAUAUAAUGACUUGCAAGAAUGCCCUGGACCUAAACCUCCACCACCUCCUGAACAACAAGAAUCUGGUACUACUUCUCCUACUGCUCAUGGUCAUCAAGCUGAACGUCAUGGAACUUCUCAACCCUCUUCUAACAAACCUCCUUUGAACACAAUUCUUGGUGUCUUAAGUGGUACUGCUGUUGUAUCAGGAUCUCUUACUGGACUUGGUUGGUGGGCAUUUAAACGUUCUAGAGGAGAUCCUUGGGUUAGACAGAUUUAG
Theileria equi strain WA is the source of this 1242-nucleotide messenger RNA. RefSeq lists its product as hypothetical. The coding region runs from base 1 to 1242 and encodes 413 amino acids. The transcript has a single exon. Lineage: Eukaryota; Apicomplexa; Aconoidasida; Piroplasmida; Theileriidae. The record is from RefSeq and is a predicted model, not a curated record.